AUGGUUUCAUUGUCAAAAUCAAAAGUAAUGGAAGAAAAAAUGGAAGAAAAAAUUGAAGAAGAUACAGAUGUUGUACUAAUGCGUGACAUGGGCUAUGAACAAGAAUUAUUUCGAGGAUUUUCGGGUUUAAUGUCACUUACCUUCUGCUUUACUGCAGUUAAUGUUUUAUGUUCAAUAUCAAUUGGAUUUAAUUAUGGUGUGAAUACGGGAGGACCGGGAGUCAUUAUUUGGGGAUGGAUAAUUGGCUCAUUUUUUACUAUUAUAAUUGGAUUAUCAUUAGCAGAAAUUUGUUCCACGUAUCCUAGUGCUGGAUCUGUUUAUCAUUGGGCAGGACAGCUCGUACCAAUAAAAUAUUCACCAAUAGCAUCCUUUAUCUGUGGAUGGUUCAAUUUUCUUGGAAAUGUUGCCGGUGAUGCAGCAUUCAGUUCUGGUUUUGCGUCGCUUAUUAAUGCUGCUGUCGUACUGAAUAGUGCACAAAAUGUAGCAAAUGUGGCAAAUGUGACAGAUGUGAUAAAUGUCACAUUACCUAGCAUUAAUCAAGCACCACUGAAUAUCAAUACACAAGUUGGUGUAUCAAUUGGAGUUACAGCAUUGUGGUCCAUACAAAACGCUCUUCGAAUUGACAAACAAGGAUGGUUGAAUAAUUUGGCUGCAUUUGUUCAAGUUGGAAGCACGAUUACGAUCGUUGCUGUAAUUCUCAUAAUGACAAAAUAUCGAGCAUCGGCACGUACUGUUUUUCUAACAACUUAUAAUACAACAGGAUUUACAUUUGGUUAUGUUUGCAUCAUUGGAAUAUUAUCAACAUUGUUUAGCUUCUCUGGAUAUGAGGCCGGUGCCCAUUUAGCAGAAGAGACGCGAGGAGCGGGUAAAGCGGCGCCUAAAGGGAUUGUUGGCACAUGUGUUAUUAGUGCUUGCAUUGGCUUCGCUUAUCUACUAGGGUUGCUAUUUGCUAUACCAAAUGUCGAUGAUUUCGUAAACAAUUCUGAUAAUCCAAAUUUGGGCGAAUUUAAUUUAGGAAAAUUUGGUGUGCUUAUAGGUACGAAAGAUAAUAUGAAUUGGGCCAUAAUUGUAGUAGCUGGCGUAGCAGUUAUUGCUACUGUAUAUUGGCUAGUAUCAGCGAGACAUUGGUUCGUUGGUCCAAAAAGGGCCAUCGAUUUACCAGACGAUAAAAACAACAAUUCAUCAGAUACAAUUCAUCCGAUAGAAACAAUUUCAUCAAAUGACCUCUAA
Didymodactylos carnosus is the source of this 1230-nucleotide messenger RNA. The record is from the annotation of a GenBank genome assembly. NCBI's taxonomy places the organism in Eukaryota, Metazoa, Rotifera, Eurotatoria, Philodinida, Philodinidae.